GUUAUUUUCUCCUUGGUUACUUUACACGCUAUAAAUAUUCAAUAUCCCUUUGUCGUAUAUAUUAUAUAAAAUUAAUAAGAUUUGCUAUAAACUUGAGUUCAUGCAUGGAAAAGAAGGGCCCCUUCAAAUUUAGCGUCCCAAGGGUCCUGUGCCUACUUCUCCCAUGGCUAGAGCCGGCCUUGGAUUCGUGGUCGAAUUCGUUAGCCUUACCAAAAGGCCUUGCAAAAAGUUUCGAGCGCAUGCAACAUGUAGUAACUAGGAAACUACAUAGGUGCAGUUUCGAGGCUUUCGAGGCUGCCGUAUCCUAGGUUAUGUUGUGUUUAUAUUGCCGCCCAUGCAUAAAGAUUCUUAGUCGUUUCGUUACGUCGCAGACAUCUCUCUCAGGAGAGUCUUUAGUACGGAUACCGUGCUACGAAAUAUGAGAAAGCAUACGAGUAGUUCGUGCAUCGUAGACCAAUUAGAAUACCGUUUGACGAUACUUUCCUGCUACGUUCUGUUGCACUAAUUCGAUAUACGGGCCAAGGUACCAUAAGACAGGGUAAUGAACGUGGGACUAUCCCCAUACGAUGGUCUGGAGAAAGAGACAGCAUCCAAUAAUACACUGGAAAAUGGAGCUGGUGCUACUAAGAAACUGGCAAGAGGUAUAUCCCGGGCAACCGAAAAUGCAGCAAUUGUGUCUUAUGCUCGCUCUCAAUUAGCUACCAUAGGAUCUCUAGACACCCCAGAGUUCACAUUUUCCCUUCCUGACUUAACUGUGUACCCAGAUUCAUUUCGUCAGUUUUUGGAGAAAGAUUUGAUAGAAGGAGGAUGUUUAACUUCUCUAGAAGCUGCUGGUCGUCUAAACUGGUGGUGCGGGGGCAAAAAUGGAAAUAACAGAGUUUUGUGGCCUUUAGCAACAUCAGGAGAUGGCAACUGCCUUUUACACGCAGCCUCUCUUGGCAUGUGGGGCUUUCACGACAGACUUCUUACAUUAAGAGAAGCAUUGCAUAAUACUUUAGCCAAAGGAGAGUACAGACAUGCUUUGUUUAGAAGAUGGAAAUGGCGACAAAUGGGUUUGAAUGCAGCUGCGGGUUUAUCUUAUACAGAAGCAGAAUGGUUAACUGAAUGGCAAACUAUCGUAGAUAUGGCUUCUCCUAUUUUUAGAAAUCAAACUGCUACUUCUUAUCAGAGUCUUGAAGAAGUACACGUAUUAGCUUUGGCUCAUGCUUUAAAGAGGCCUAUAUUAGUUAUAGCCGAAACUAUGCUAAAAGAUGCAGAAGGUGUAGCUUUAGCGCCAAUUCCGUUUGGCGGAGUGUAUCUACCAUUAGAAGUACCUUCAUCUCGCUGUCACAGAACCCCGUUAAUUUUAGCGUACCAUUCGGCACAUUUUUCACCUCUUGUCAUUGUUGACGGAGCGAGCGAUUUUGGAGACAGUUGUAGCGAAGGUGUUAGCAUACCUCUGGUCGACCCAGAUACAGGUCAAUUAUUACCAGUUUUAUUCGCGGUAGAUCCUGGACCUGAUUGGGAUUGGCAGAAAGGUUCUCGAGACUUGUUACCUUGUUAUCAAGAUACGAUGGAAAUUUUAUUGCGAGAUUAUUUGGACUGUGAGUAUCAAAACUUUACAUCGGAAGAAAUUGAGAGACUAUCCGAUACCGACGGUUCACUGUCUAAAACAGCGAAGCAAUUAUUGGGUGUCGCAAAACAAUUUGGAUCGAUCGGAAAAUCCGUUAGCAAAAGACUGUGGUCCAUGGCAAAGAGACCAAAAAGCCCGCCAGCUACGGCGGGCGGACUUUCUACAGAAGGUCUAUUAUGCGUAAGAAUCAGAAGUAGACGCCAUCAGUAUGUGGAUCAGAUGCUUCAAAAUUAUCUUCAAUGUGCUCACGCAAGGUACCUGCAGGAUCAUAAAGUUGACGAGGCUGGUAGUGAAAUGAAUUAUGGCGCUGGCAAAUCCAAAUUUUAUGCUGCUAGCGAUGGAGGAAGUCAUGCGAGUGUUAGCAAAUUGUUACCCAUCAAUCAAAAUAAAGAUCGUACACUUUAUCUUUCGAGGUCUACCUUUUACAAUGACCAAGCGACGUCUGAUAAACCGGGGCCAGAACAAUGGAAUAAUAGCAGCGGUCUUGAGACUAUAGGUAAAUGUCGCAACGAACAAUGCCGUUUCUAUGGUUCGGCAGAAAAUGAUUACUACUGUUCACAGUGUUGGGCCAAUCGACGUUACCGCUGAGGUAUUAUCCGCAGUGGCAUAUGACAAUAAUGAUUCUUUGCUAUUGUUCGUAUUGAAUUAUCUAUAAUUCGAUUUAGAGGUAAUACUAGCCAUUUUACAGUGAAGCUUAAGAAAAGUAAUCGACCCGCCAGAUUUUCUUCCUCUUGCAAUAUCGAUUCAUGCUGUAUCAUUACUUUUAUUUUAAUUUUUUUUUUUUAUAUAUAUAUUUAUGGCAUUCUCAUCUCUUUCAAAAGCAUAUCAAACGUACAGGGUUCAACUCUUUUUUCGACGUACCUAUACGCGUACCUUACAUGCACACGUACACAUACACAAUAAAUGCCUCUCACGCGUAACCUAUAAAUCAAUCGUUCCAAAGAAUAGAUUAUAUUUUCAAAUAACGGUAAACAAGUAUUUUUAGGACGGACAAAUAAUACAUGACUUCUUUGUACGUGCCUUCUAUCGCGCAUAAUACGAAAAUGAAAGAAUACAGAAACACAAUGAUAAUACUCGCUCUUGAAUGCUGCAAUGGGAAAUUCGUUUUCCUUAACAAAUACCAUUACCGCUUCUAAUAUAAUGCUUUGUACGAAUUGAUCGUGUUUCACUCGUUCAUUGUUUUGUCGAGUGAGAUUAUAUAGACAAACGCAACCGGGAUAUUAGAAUGAUAUCUAAAUUAUUCAUUGUACUUAAUCUCGUUGCCUGUUGACAAUUACUGUUAAUGUAAAACUGUGUGAAAAAUAAAACAUAUUUUUAUA
Molecule: messenger RNA, 2931 nt
Organism: Hylaeus volcanicus
Lineage: Eukaryota; Metazoa; Arthropoda; Insecta; Hymenoptera; Colletidae
Product: OTU domain-containing protein 7B-like
Exons: 8
Coding region: 542-2200 (552 amino acids)
Biological process (GO): protein deubiquitination involved in ubiquitin-dependent protein catabolic process; protein K11-linked deubiquitination; protein K48-linked deubiquitination
Cellular component (GO): nucleus; cytoplasm
Molecular function (GO): K63-linked polyubiquitin modification-dependent protein binding; DNA binding; cysteine-type deubiquitinase activity
Source: RefSeq, a predicted model, not a curated record